CCUUUCGCAUCCCUUGCUCCUCCUCAGCUAUGGUCGUUCCCUCUUCAAAUUCCAUGAGAAGCAAGAAAACAAAUGCCGUGGGAAUCCCGACUGUGGACCUUUCCGUGGAAAGGUCAGAGUUAUCCGAAUUGGUGAUAAAGGCCUGCGAGCAAUAUGGCUUCUUCAAGGCGGUGAACCACGGCGUACCGGAGGAGGUCAUUUCCAGAUUGGAAAACGAAGGAAUUAAAUUCUUUUCCAAAUCCAUCUCAGAGAAGCGACAGGCUGGUCCGGCCACACCGUUUGGUUAUGGUUGCAGAAACAUAGGCCCCAAUGGCGACAUGGGUGACCUCGAGUAUCUCCUUCUGCAUACAAAUCCUCUCUCCAUCUCCGACAGAUCCCAAACCAUCUCCAACAACCCUACCGACUUCAGUUGCGCGGUGAAUGAUUACAUAGAGGCAGUGAGGGAAGUGGCGUGUGAGGUGGUGGAUCUGGUGGCGGAGGGGCUGCGGGUCCCAGACAAGUACGCCGUGAGCAAGCUGAUCAGGAACGUCCAGAGCGACUCGGUGCUGAGGAUCAAUCACUACCCUCCAACCAUGAGCAGCUUCAAGCGGGACCCAGCCAUGGGUUUCGGGGAGCAUUCAGACCCUCAGAUACUGACGAUCCUGCGGUCUAACGAGGUCGGGGGACUCCAGAUCUGCACCCGGGACGGGCUCUGGAUCCCAGUGGCCCCAGACCCCCACGAGUUCUUCGUCAUGGUGGGCGAUGCCCUCCAGGUGAUGACGAAUGGGAGACUGAGGAGCGUGAGGCACAGAGUAAUGAGAAACAACAUGAGGAAGGGAAGAAUGUCGAUGAUGUACUUCGCGGCACCGCCGCUGAGCUCGUGGAUAAUGCCGCUGCCGAAGAUGGUGUCGGCGGAAAAGCCAAGUGAGUACAGGCCCUUCACCUGGGCUCACUACAAGCAAGCCGCCUAUUCCCUCCGCCUCGGCCACUCUCGCCUUGAUCUCUUCCGCGCCCACCACCCCCUCCUUCUAUAGCCAUUUUCCUUUUCUUCGUUCCUUCAUUUUAGUGUUCAAAUGCACAUAGAUAGCUCUGUCCCUUGUAAUUGUAGGGUAUAUAUUUUUUGUAAUUAAUAUUAUAAUAUUUCCCUUUGAAAAAA
Messenger RNA from Neltuma alba, 1135 nucleotides. Its product is annotated as gibberellin 2-beta-dioxygenase 2-like. The coding region runs from base 30 to 1013 and encodes 327 amino acids. The transcript is spliced from 3 exons. NCBI's taxonomy places the organism in Eukaryota, Viridiplantae, Streptophyta, Magnoliopsida, Fabales, Fabaceae. The record is from RefSeq and is a predicted model, not a curated record.